This is a messenger RNA of Archocentrus centrarchus (flier cichlid), 753 nucleotides long. RefSeq names its product granzyme B-like. The transcript is spliced from 5 exons. Gene Ontology annotation, biological process: proteolysis. Lineage: Eukaryota; Metazoa; Chordata; Actinopteri; Cichliformes; Cichlidae. The record is from RefSeq and is a predicted model, not a curated record. The coding region runs from base 1 to 753 and encodes 250 amino acids. Gene Ontology annotation, molecular function: serine-type endopeptidase activity.
AUGAUCUGCUGCAUCAUUUUCAUCUUUCUGCAAGUCUCCCUUAUGGGGGCUACUGAGAGCGAUAUAGUUGGUGGUAAAGAGGCAAAACCCCACUCCAGACCUUACAUGGUAUCAAUCCAGUUUCAAGGACAACAUGUAUGCGGUGGGAUACUUAUUCAGAAGGACUUUGUUCUAACUGCAGCACACUGCAAAAAAUAUGAGAACAGAGGCCCUUGCACAGUGGUGCUUGGAGCGCAUGACAUUAGUAAGAAAGAGAAAAGUCAGCAACACAUUGAAGUGGCCAAGUACUACCCUCAUCCAGACUUCAAAGAAUUUGAAUACGACAUUAUGUUACUUGAGUUAAAAAAGAAUGCCACACUGAAUAAGUAUGUGAAGACCAUCGGACUACCUAAGAAGAAUGGGAAAACACCAGCCAACAUUAAAUGUGUUGUGGCUGGCUGGGGCCAAACUGGAGAUGAUUUCCCUCCUUCAAAUGUUCUAAAGGAAGCCACAGAGAAGAUACAGUUCAGCAAUGAGUGCAUACAUAUUUGGGGAGAACAUUUUAAAUCUGAUCAUAUGAUAUGCACCAACUUUUCCCGAAAGAGUGGAGGUAUUUGCCAGGGGGAUUCUGGUGGACCACUUAUCUGCAACACAAAGCCUCAAGGUAUAACAGCUUUUACCAAGGAAAAUGAUUGCAAUAAUCCCAAAUAUCCCCAUGUCUUCACUAAAGUGAAUUCCUUUAUUGGCUGGAUCAAGCACACGAUGAAGCAAUAG